This is a messenger RNA of Poeciliopsis prolifica (blackstripe livebearer), 1902 nucleotides long. RefSeq lists its product as uncharacterized. Gene Ontology annotation, biological process: positive thymic T cell selection; cell surface receptor signaling pathway. The record is from RefSeq and is a predicted model, not a curated record. The transcript is spliced from 8 exons. The coding region runs from base 82 to 1056 and encodes 324 amino acids. Gene Ontology annotation, cellular component: external side of plasma membrane; alpha-beta T cell receptor complex. Gene Ontology annotation, molecular function: transmembrane signaling receptor activity. NCBI's taxonomy places the organism in Eukaryota, Metazoa, Chordata, Actinopteri, Cyprinodontiformes, Poeciliidae.
GUGUCAUUAACCAGACUGCUGAGUUUAAUUCAGACUUCACAGAUUUGAGCCAAACUCCAGACGGAUAAAGAAACACUCAGAAUGGGUAUUCAGGUCAUGUUCGUUGUCCUUUUCAUGUUUUUAGCCACAGUGGAAUCUCAAAAAGGAGGAGUCUCAUUCUGGAGAAACAAAGUUACUCUGACCUGUCCACAAAACGGAACAUGGAUCAAUAAAAUGGACGCUAAAACUCUUUUAGAACCUGGUGUAACUUAUGAAUUCAACUACAAAGGCCAGGCCCAAUAUUAUUGUGAAUAUGAUAAUGAAGAGGAGAAGAUAAAGUACGACUUCUUCGUAAAAGGGAAGGCCUGUGAUAACUGCUUUGAGGUGGAUGGACUCCUGUUCAUGCUGGUGAUUCUCGUGGAUGUGAUCGGGACUGCAGUGGUGAUGAGGAUAAUCUACGUUUGCACCAAGAGGAAACAUCCAAAUGCGCCGCUUCAACCCCCAAGAACACGUAGAACCCGGCCUCAAGCGGACCAAUCUUCUGCCUAUGAGGUGGGUAUUGUCAGGAACCGUAUUACAAAAAGAGGAGCAACAUUCUGGAGAAAGAAAGUCACACUAACCUGUCCUGGAAAUGAAGAUGUAACCUGGUUCAAGGGAAACCUGGAUAAACCUGAAGAAUCCAAACAAUCUCCAAACAAUGUCUCAUUUACAUUCACAUAUGAACGCCAAGUCCAAUACAGAUGCCAAUACACGAUAAAUAAAAAUGAAAAAGUUAAUUAUUAUUUCUAUGUCAAAGGAAAAGCCUGUGAUAAAUGCUUUGAACUGGAUCCAAAGUUCUUUCUGACAAUCAUUGUUGUGGAUGUAAUUGGGACCGUUGUUGUGAUGAUGAUAAUCUACAAGUGCUACAAGAAGAAAAGCUCAGAUGGACAAACCCCCUCUACUAAACCGACUCCAAGAGCUGGUCACCGGGCUCCACAUGGUCCAUCUGCUGAGUAUGAGACACUCAACCCAAACACUCGAUCACAGGACACCUACUCUACUGUUGUGAACAGUGGUAUGGUGCACAGGACUGGAUAGAGACGUCUCGCAUCUCCUCUAUAAUUCUAAAACUCCUUACAUACAUCCUCACAGAUUUUAAUUUUGCUUUAUUUCAAAUUCCAAAUUUAUCAAAAGUAUAGCGUCAUACUGAAAAGCAGAAAUGUGGAGUCCUUGUAUAUUACGCCAGCUUGAAAUCAUUUUUUAUGGUUUCAAAACAAACGCGACCUUAAAACAUUAAAACAAAAGCAAUAAACAUUGUUGGUAGUUGACACAAACCAUUUCAUUCUACUUGUUUAUUAAAACAGUUUAUACAGUAUAAGUGAAAGAAUAAUUUAUGGCAGGUGGGUUAAAAACUAAGUUAAUAUGUUAUACAGUAAUGAUUUUAAAAAGUACAUCUUUAGUUCUAUGUAUCUGGGAGUUUUAUCAGGGAUUUUUUCUAUUAAUUUACAUUCGGUUUAUUUACAUGGCACAACUCAUGUCUCAAGGAAAUUUACAAAGACAAAAACAGCUCGAGAUAAAUGUAAAAUAUGUUUCAAACUAGCAAAGAACAGAAAGUUCAUAUAUUGUAUGUAAACUUUAGAAAGUACGAAGGUGAACUGGUUUAAUUUUUACCACUAAUUAGAACCUUCAUUGUUACCAAUUAAGGGCAUCUUGCCGCUCUAUAUUAUACAUAUUAUGCUUUGAAUAUUCAAACUUUUUAUUAGCUUUAAUAACAUGUAUGAUCAAACUCAAACAGUUAUUUGCUGUAUUGUUUUUUCUAACUGUAUUUGUGCUUUUACUAAUGUUUAUAUUACACAAGCAGCAAAUUUUGUCAGCUGUUUUAUUUCAUUCUCUUUUUUCUUUUUCUUUUUUUUCUCUGUAUUAAGUGUCUCUAAUUGAAAUAAA